Bolinopsis microptera is the source of this 1223-nucleotide messenger RNA. Its product is annotated as ras suppressor protein 1-like. The record is from RefSeq and is a predicted model, not a curated record. Gene Ontology annotation, biological process: signal transduction. Lineage: Eukaryota; Metazoa; Ctenophora; Tentaculata; Lobata; Bolinopsidae. The coding region runs from base 40 to 861 and encodes 273 amino acids. Gene Ontology annotation, molecular function: protein binding. The transcript is spliced from 7 exons.
UUCAACACUACUAUAUAACAAAUAAUUUGAGCUUGAGCCAUGUCUUUCAACAAGUCCAUAAAGAAGAUCAUUGAUGACGCAGAACAUAAUCACAGCAGUGAUGUUGACCUCUGUGACAGAGCGAUAUCGGAUAUAACAGAGUACAUCUCACCGCUAUCACGUGUCUCCCACCUGACCCGGAUUACCCUAUCACACAACAAACUAACCAACCUGCCAACCACCAUCUCUGAGAUCAAGGGUUUGGAGGCUCUCAACUUGUUUAACAACCAUCUCGAGUCGCUCCCCCUGUCUAUCAACGAUUUGCAGAAACUGAAGCAUCUGAAUGUGGCAGUGAACCGACUGUGGGAGUUGCCCCGGGGUUUCGGAGCGUGUCCCAUGUUGCAGGUCCUGGAUAUCACCUACAAUAACCUAACUGAACUUCCUAACAACUUCCACUACCUCAACACUCUACGAGCGCUGUAUUUGGGAGAUAACGAUCUGAAAGUAGUACCACAAGAAGUGACCCGACUGAAGAACCUGCAGAUACUCUCCUUGAGAGACAACCAUCUUACUGAUCUGCCACCCGCUAUCGGCCAGAUGUCGAAGUUGACUGAGCUGUUGAUUCAGAACAACUUCCUGACUACACUUCCUAUUGAGCUGACACAGACUGAUCUGGCAAAUCCCAAGAACGUGUUCAGGGCUGACGGCAACCCUUUCCAAGAGGAACUCCAGCGACACAUCGAGACUGGUGUCGCUCAAACAUUCCAAUUCCUGAAGAGUGCUGAAUAUGCUAAAAUCAUCGAGAACACCAACCCUGUGGACCAAUCCAAUGCUACCAAAGAUAAAACGCUGAAGAAAAGUAGGAAGGGAGCAAAGAAAUAGAUAAAUAGGCAUAAGUACUGACGACUAAAACUGAAGAAUUAUUCUAGCUGAUUUCGGGGUCAUUUUACCCUUCAUAUGAAAUGCCCGCUGAUGAAAAGGGUAUGUUUCAAGUUGAAAACUUUGUUCACAUCUUCCGUGGCGAGACGAAUGGAAUAUGUUCCGUCUCUAAAAAAAACUUCAUCCUUUGAAAAGAUAAUCAACAAUAUACUCAGCUCUGUGAUACAUUCCAAUACCAGCAACAAUUUAGAUGUACACUUAGUAUUGGAAUAGUUAUAUCAUAUACGAUGCGGAAUAUGAAAACCGCGUUAGUUACGAAUUUUGCUUGUGUACCGUGUGAAUUUCGUGGGUUAUUUUGAAUUGAA